Messenger RNA from Sinocyclocheilus rhinocerous, 2466 nucleotides. RefSeq names its product DNA replication fork stabilization factor DONSON (gene donson). The record is from RefSeq and is a predicted model, not a curated record. The coding region runs from base 133 to 1926 and encodes 597 amino acids. The transcript has 11 exons. Gene Ontology annotation, cellular component: nucleus. NCBI's taxonomy places the organism in Eukaryota, Metazoa, Chordata, Actinopteri, Cypriniformes, Cyprinidae. Gene Ontology annotation, biological process: nuclear DNA replication.
GUGCUUAUUUGCGUCAUCACGCAACGCGCUGACGCAAUUCCGCUACGCGCGAAAUUUUGAGCUUUGCGUUCCAAACCAAACAAGAGACGGUUCCCGCUUCACACACAGUGAUAAUCGACUGGAUCGUUCAGAAUGGCGGAGUUGGGCUGCUAUUCUCCCAGCUUUAAAAAACCGUCUGAAGUUCUGCGGAUGAGACGGAAGCGCGCGCGGAGCGAAGGCCCGGACCGGAGGACGGUGGAUGGGCUUCGUCCGUUCUCUCCGGGGCCGCUGCUGAACGCACCGAGCCGAGCGAGCGGCGGCGGGAAGCGCAGAAAUCCGUUCGCCAACAUCGAGAACACGUACAACAGUCCCAAGAAGAGAGCGUUAUCGCAUAGAGACGGACACGACGGCGCUCUGGACGGUAGAAAGACGGCAGCUGCGGUUCUGGACGGAAAACUAAGCGGGAAACUCGGGGAAGAACGCGCGAACGCUGGAACAUCAUUUAGAGAGGAGCUGUUCAACACCGAGCAACAAAAACAACACGAGAUAAAGACGCCUGUUUCUCUGUCUGAAGAUGCGGGUUUGUUUGAGGAGGAUCUGUUUGAGCCGGAGAGAUCCGCUGCAGUGCUGAAGGGUCCAGAGGCGGUUUGUGACGUGGCUCCAGCUGAAGUGUGUCUGGAGUUCCCUACCGAUUGGUCUCUGAAAACGCGUCUGUUGUUCACGUCUCCUCAGUCGUUCUCCUGGGCCGAGCAUCUGAAGGCGCAGGAGGAGGCGCAGGGCUUGGGCUCUCACUGCAGGGCCGAGUUCUCCAGCUUACCUGCUCAUAUACAGGAGCCGCGGGGCUGUGUGGAGCUGCGCUGUGGCUUUCAUCAGUGUCUUCAGUACUGGCAGCACCCGUCACUGCCCUGGCUCUCGCUCUUCCCGCGGAUCGGCGCAGAGCGCAAGUUCUCUGGCAAGUGCGUGCCGUGGGCGCAGGACACAGCGCUGCAGCAGAGUCUGAUGAGCGACUGGUCUGUGAGUCUGACGUCUCUCUACAGUCUGCUGAAGGCUCGACUCUGUCCGUAUUUCUAUCUGUGCUCGUAUCAGUUCACGGUGCUGUUCAGAGCGGCCGGUCUGAGCGGCGCUAAAGGCCUCAGCGCACUGCUGUCCCCCACCACUAGAGGGCUGCGCGAGGCCAUGAAAGCGGAGGGGAUAGAGUUCUCUCUCCCUCUGCUGGAGGAGACGAGGAAGAGCAGAGAGCGCAGUGAGACUGAAGGCGAGGAGUCUGUAUCAAGUGAGCACAGUGAAAACGAGGAGGAGGAUGAUGAAGAUGAUGACGAUGGUGGAUUUUCCUGGCUGAAGGAGAUGGGCGUCCAAGACAAGAUCAAGAAACCAGAUGCCAUUUCUAUCAAACUUCGUAAGGAGCACAGAGAGGUGCGUUUGGACCACAGACCAGAGUCGGUGGUGUUGGUGGAGGGUUCGAACACCUUCACGCUGCUCAACUUCCUCAUUAACUGUAAGAGUUUGGUGGCUGGAGCCGGUUCUCAGGCGGGGCUUCCUCCAACUCUACUGGCCCCUACAGCCUUCAGAGGGGCCACACUGCACACGCUCAAGGCCCGGGCUGUGAAUGUGAAGACUCGGGUGAGAAUGGGCUAUCAGGACGUGUGCAGUCUGGAGGUGACGGGACCCAUCAUGCCCCACACACUCCACGCGCUGACGCAGCUCCUCAAACCCGCUCAGAAAGGAGAGUUUUCUGUGGGUCUCUACACCCACGAGCCCACGGCCGUGCUGAACGUGCCCCUCAGCCAGACCUCUGAACCUCAGCAGCUGGAGUCUGUGGUACAGGAUCUGGGCCGAUGUGGCCUCCAGCAGAGCUCCAUUCAGCAGCUGGCGACGCCGAGCAUGCUGGGAAAGAGUGCGCUCCGACAGCUGCACAUGAGAGACUAUUCGUACAGCUGGAAGUCCUGAGAUCUGGCUCUGGGAGAACAUUAAUAGAGAGCUGACAAGCCCUGUCUAUUAAUAUCUGUGGCUUCCUGUGACGCUUACUUACUCACUUCUUCUUUAUAGAGACUGGGCUUGAAUAUAGUGUAGCUUUUAGGAGUUUGGACGGUCUAACUUGUUGUUUUAAAUCAGUUAUAUUUUUAUGGGCUGCAAUAAUGUUUUAGACUGCAUGUGUGAUUUACGGUUUAAUUUUUAAUCUUGAUGAGAAGCAACUCAUGACUUCCUUAGGAAGGAACAUGUAAAACUGUGUUAAAAGCUCUCAUGAUUAUAUUUUUGACUGUUGAAAUCCUUUUUGCCAGUGUAUUUAUCACACUUGUAUGAAUUUAUUAAAUGAAUAAGUUGAAAUAUUUUCUGCUAUGUGUUUCUCUUAAUAUUGUCAAGGAUGAGUGCAAAAAAUGCACAGAACAAACUUGUGUGAAGCGAGCAUUUAAAUGUGUGUGGCGGGGAAAUAAUUCGAGGUAAAUAGUUUGGUAAUGAUUACUGGUGAACUACAUUUCAUGUUAAUUA